This is a messenger RNA of Salvia hispanica, 2157 nucleotides long. RefSeq names its product Phototropic-responsive NPH3 family protein. Gene Ontology annotation, molecular function: protein binding. Lineage: Eukaryota; Viridiplantae; Streptophyta; Magnoliopsida; Lamiales; Lamiaceae. The record is from RefSeq and is a predicted model, not a curated record.
UCCUAACACUCCACUCAAAUCAGAGCCCUAAAAUGGGGAAUUCAACUUAAAUGAUGAUGAUAAUGAGCUUGCUAGCCAGAUAUAGAGAAUAUGCAUUUGUCCAACAUAGGCCAUCUCCUGCUCCCAUGGCUAUGCUAAACAAAGCAUAUUUUCCAUGAAAGAUUUCCCCACCAUUUUAAUGAGAUGGCCCCUUUAAGUAUUAGUCACUCAGACAAUGGAUGUUGAAGCAAACAUGUCUACCAAGAAGAAAGACCUUCUCUCCACUGCCAUGAAGAGAACUAGUGACUGGAUAUUUUCACAGGAGAUUCCAAGUGAUGUAACUGUGACUGUUGCUGGAACUUCCUUUUCUUUACACAAGUUUCCGUUAGUUUCCAAAUGCGGAUACCUGCGGAAGCUGGUGUCGGACUCCUCCGACGCGGCGGUCUCCACCGUGGACAUCCCCGGCGUUCCCGGCGGCGCGGACGCGUUCGAGCUGGCGGCGAAGUUCUGCUACGGGAUAAACUUCGAGAUCACGACGGAGAACAUCGCGAUGCUGAGGUGCGUGGCGGAGCAUCUCGAGAUGACGGAGGACUACGCGGUGGGGAAUCUGGUGGCGCGAUCGGAGGCGUAUAUAAACGAGGUCGCGCUGAAGAGCCUCGCCGGCGCCGUCUCCGUCCUGCAUUCCUCCGAGGACCUCCUCCCCACGGCGGAGAAGGUCAAGCUAAUCAGCCGCUGCAUCGACACGGUCGCGUUCGUCGCCUGCAAGGACGCGCAAUUCGCCUCGCCGGACCCCGGCGCCGCCUCCUCCGCCCCUCCCGCCGUCGAUUGGUGGGCGGAGGAUCUCACCGUGCUGCGAGUCGAUCUGUUCCAGCGAGUCCUCAUCGCGAUGAUGGGGAGAGGCUUCAAGCAGUAUGCCCUAGGCCCCAUUCUCAUGCUCUACGCCCAGAAAUCCCUUCGAGGUCUGGAUAUAUUCGGAAAGGGGAGGAAGAAGAUCGAGGCGAGGCAAGAGCACGAGAAGAGAGUAGUGCUGGAGACGAUCGUCAGCCUCCUCCCACGGGAGAGGAACGCCAUGUCGGUGAGCUUCCUCUCGAUGCUUCUCCGCGCGGCGAUAUUUCUAGAAACGACGGUGGCUUGCCGCCUGGAUUUAGAAAAGAGGGUGGCGACGCAGCUUUCGCAGGCGGUGCUGGACGAUCUCCUCAUCCCUUCCUACUCCUUCACCGGCGACACACUCUUCGACGUGGAAACAGUGCAGCGGAUCGUCGUCAACUUCUUAGAAGCAGAAACAGAGGAGGAAACCGCGGCGGCGCAACACAUCCCGGAGGAAUUAGAGCGUGUGACCAAAUUGAUGGAGGAUUACCUCUCCGAGCUCGCCUCCGACCGGAACCUCUCUGUUUCGAAGUUCACUUCCUUAGCAGAGCUCAUCCCUGAGCACUCGAGAUCAACAGAGGAUGGAAUGUACAGAGCAAUCGACAUCUACUUGAAAGCUCACCCUGCUUUAAGCGAUAUGGAGAGGAAGAAAGUCUGCAGUGUGAUGGACUGCCAGAAGCUCUCCCGGGAAGCCUGCGCCCACGCAGCUCAGAACGACCGGCUCCCGGUGCAGACGGUGGUGCAAGUGCUCUACUACGAGCAGCAGCGUCUCAGGCAAGUGAUGGAUGGGGGUUUGAACGAGUCCCCUGCUCUGCAGCCGAAGCUCCCGAGCUACACUGUCUCGGACGAGCUCUCGAUUCUGCGGAGGGAGAAUCAGGAUUUGAAGCUGGAGGUGGUGAAGCUGAAGAUGAGGAUGAAGGAGAUGGACAGAGCUUCUCAGAAGCCAGCAACCGUCACGGGCACGGCCACGAGCAGUCCGUCUACGGAUAAGCCGCCUCUGGCGCCUAAGAAAUCGUUCAUAAGCUCGGUGUCGAAGAGGCUCGGGAGGAUAAUGAGGGCGGAUGGGCUGACGCCGCAGGGUUCGAAAGGGAGGACGAAGCCUAAUAAGGACAGGCGCCAUUCAAUAUCAUGAUCAUACAUUAUUUGAUGCUGCUGAAUUUAGUAAGUUUGUUUCAGUUUUGUUGGUGAAUUGAACUCAUUAUUUGUGUGGUGUAUAUGAAUGUAAAAUUUAUAUAUGCGUGUGUGUGUAUGUAAAUUAUGUUGUGGAUUUGGAUUUUGGAGUGAUCAUGAUGAAAGAUGAAUUUUGAUGCA